AUGCCCGUUCCAUCAAAGAAGAAGUCCUCACCUACCACAAUGAUUCCCAUCAAAGCUGAAGACCUUUCUCAGCCGUCUUCUAGUAGUGAGGGCACGUCGACAAGAACGACGGACAAGGUUCCAAUGAAGCUACAUAAGCGCUCACGGUCCGGUUGCUUCACAUGCCGCCUACGCCGGAAGAAGUGUGACGAGAAGCACCCAUCAUGUAGCGCCUGUAUCAAUCUCUGUGUCAAAUGCGAAUAUAAACGUCCUGUUUGGUGGGGAAAUGCCGAGCAAAGGAGGAUUCAAAAGGAGCGCAUCAAGAACAAGAUCAAGCAAACAAAGAUAAACGAGCGCAAUGGUGCUUUAACUGAUCCCUCGGCCCGCAACCGCAGUAUGGCCGUUCCGUCACCAACAUCUCCAGAAUACGAGCUUAGUCGACCUGCUUAUCCCGAGCAGUAUGAUAUCUUCGCAUCUCAUCUGCCUACUCCGGCCUUCACUCAGAAUAUUUAUGCACUGCCCCAUCCUUACGAAAUCGACGUCAAGACGGAGCGACAGACAUUCAUCAACGACGUCCCACUACGCCACGAUUCUUGCAGCUCGACAUUCAGCACAUUUGCUCCUCCCCAGCUGAACGCUCCCCUACCCACCUUCCCCGGAGAAGAUUGGUUCCAGGAUGAGUAUUUCGCGCAAGUUCCUACGCUUCCAGGACUUGAUCCAGCACUCUGCGAGCAAACUAUCGGACAGACAUAUGCGAUCCUGCAGUCAAGCAUACCCGUCAGUGAUCAUGACCGCCCGCUUCUCGAUCACUUUAUCUACAAUGUUCUACGCAUUAUCUUUCCCGUGCUGGAAGCUCACCAACGCGGACAUGUGCGAGCUCAAGCUAUUCUUCAGGCUCUAGAAACUAACAAGUGCUACCUUCACUGCUGCUUGAGUGUGGCCGCUAUUCACAGGAAGACGACAGAAGGUAUUGUUGGAGAGCAGAUUGACCACGAUAUCAUGCGCAACCGUUUCGAGGCAGUCUCACAGCUCUGCUUGGCUCUUGGAGAGGAUACUAACCACGAAGAGAUUCUCGAUGCAACUCUUGCCAUGAUCUUCUUCCAUUGUUCCGUGGGGCCCGCGGACGAUUAUCUCCCGGAUAUCCCAUGGUUCGAUCACUUUCAAGCCGCAUCCAACUUAGUGAACCGACUGGGCCUAUCGUCGCCUGUACCUCCCUGCGGGAACCCAUACAUGCCGCCUCCAUUCACCAUGACAUUGGCUUCUUGGAUCGAUAUCCUAGGCUCUACCAUGCAUGGAAAGACACCCGAGUUCGCGCAUACUUAUCGCUCCAAGCACCUGAGUGGAACAUCUUUGGGUCUACGUGAACUCAUGGGCUGCGAUGAUCGCGUCAUGUACUUGAUUUCGGAGAUCACUUGCUUGGAGGCAUUGAAAAGGGAGGGAAGGAUCGAUGAUCUGGCGGUCUGUUCUCACGUUUCCGCCCUGGGGCAGCAAUUGGAAUUCACGGAAUCGCCAAACCAGCCCUUGGAGAGCCCUUACCUGUCUAAUGGAGCUUUCUCCCCAACGGUCCUGACCAACAACAUCACGGCGAUUUUCCGACUUGCAGCCAGGAUCUACCUCUGCAGUCUGGUUCCUGGAUUUGACCGUCACCAACCAAGUAACGCCAAUUUGGUUGCAGCGGUUGCCAAUGCUAUUCAGUACAUUCCAUCUGGACCAGAUGGAUUCGAUCGUUCGCUGGUCUGGCCUCUGCUUAUCACAGGGGCAUUUUCCGCGCCGAACAGCUCUUUCCGCAACGUUCUCGCCGACCGCGCCGCUGCUCUUGGUGACCACGCAGACUUGGGCAGCUUUGGCCGCAUGUAUCGAGUUCUAAAAGAAGUGUGGCGGGUGUCAGACGAGCCUAUCGAGCCUCUACCGAGCCAGGAUGCUAGCCCCUCGUCUUCAGCAAACGGCAGCAGCCCCAUCAAGCGCGAAAAGUCUGAGUCCCCGAAGGAAAGUCCUGCACACUGGGAUGCAGAGGAAGUGAAGAAACCGUUCAUCCACUGGCGGGAAGUGAUGCAGCAGAAUGGCUGGGAUUAUCUGCUUCUCUGA
Messenger RNA from Aspergillus aculeatus ATCC 16872, 2064 nucleotides. Its product is annotated as Zn(II)2Cys6 transcription factor. NCBI's taxonomy places the organism in Eukaryota, Fungi, Ascomycota, Eurotiomycetes, Eurotiales, Aspergillaceae. The transcript has 3 exons. The coding region runs from base 1 to 2064 and encodes 687 amino acids. Gene Ontology annotation, biological process: positive regulation of transcription by RNA polymerase II. Gene Ontology annotation, cellular component: nucleus. Gene Ontology annotation, molecular function: DNA-binding transcription factor activity, RNA polymerase II-specific; transcription cis-regulatory region binding; zinc ion binding. The record is from RefSeq and is a predicted model, not a curated record.